Messenger RNA from Eurytemora carolleeae, 3074 nucleotides. Its product is annotated as eukaryotic translation initiation factor 4 gamma 2. The transcript is spliced from 12 exons. Gene Ontology annotation, molecular function: protein binding; translation initiation factor activity; mRNA binding. The coding region runs from base 317 to 2716 and encodes 799 amino acids. The record is from RefSeq and is a predicted model, not a curated record. NCBI's taxonomy places the organism in Eukaryota, Metazoa, Arthropoda, Copepoda, Calanoida, Temoridae. Gene Ontology annotation, cellular component: eukaryotic translation initiation factor 4F complex.
CAUCACGACGGCUGGAGUUAUUAGGGCCGGGGGAGUCGCUCGUCCGGCCAGCGGUGCAGAGCAUCCUAGUGCCCAUCAACAGCGAAGAUGGAUUGCUCCUUCCACGCUUAGACGAGACGUACUCUCCCAAGACAGUCAGCAUAAUGAUUUCGUUUUCCGCAGGGUCCGCGGGAUCCUUAACAAGAUUACGCCGGAAAAGUUUGAAAAGUUGAGUUCUGACAUUCUUAACAUCAUUGGCCACGGGUCACCAACUAUCUUCAAGGGCGUUAUUCUUCUGAUCUUCGAAAAAGCUCUCGAUGAACCGAAAUACAGUUCUAUGUACGCACAGCUGUGCAAACGGCUGGAAGAACAGGCGCCUAACUUUGAAUCACCAGACACUAAGAUUACCACCUUUAAACGGCUGCUGCUUAACAAGUGCCGAGAUGAGUUUGAGAAUAGAGCUGCUGUUUCCGGAGCUUUUGAGAAGAGAGCCGGAAACCUCACAGCUGAAGAAGAGGAGUCGCGCUUCAUCGCGAAGCGGAAGAUGUUGGGCAACAUCAAGUUCAUCGGAGAGCUCGGCAAGCUCGAGAUGCUCCACGAUUCUAUCCUCCACCGAUGCUGCGAGCAGUUGUUGGUCGGAAGAAAACGCCAGCCAAUUAGCGAACAAGGCGAAGAUCUGGAGUGCAUGGCGUACCUCUUCAAAACCUGUGGCAGGAUACUCGAUACACAGAAGGCGAAGUUACUCAUGGACCAGUACUUCGAUAGAAUUAGGAGUAUCAUAGCGAAUGCUGACUCCCCAACUAGGAUCAAAUUUUUACUACAGGAUGUGAUUGAAAUGCGCGAGAACAAGUGGAUGCCCAGAAAACUGGCAACUCAUGACGGUCCACGAACUAUUCAACAGGUGCGCGAAGAUGCUGCCCGAGACGGUUGCAUCUAUCUCCCCCAACAUGAGAAUAAUAUGGUAAAGAAAACCAACUCCCCCAGCAGGCUUCAGGAGGUUCUCUUCUCUAAGUCCAGGAACAAGGGGAUGGAGGACAUCUUCGGAGGCCCUGGGUUCCAAGGACCAACAAGUCUUGGCACAGGUCCCGGUGUUAUUGGCGGAGAGACAGAUGUCUACGGUUACGACUCCUACAGGAACAGUUCUUCUUUCGAGGAAAAGUUCAAUGCCAACAACUCUGCGUACAACAGGGACGAGUCCAGAGAUCAUCGGGACUUUAAGCCCAAACGUGACGGGUUCGAGAGUAAGUUUGCUGAAAGGCCUGACUUUGGUGACCGGUUCACGGCAAACCGUAACAAGACCCAUCCCAGCAACCGUGGGCGGGGAGGAGUUGGAGGUGGAGGCGGAGGGAUGACAAGAACCAACGGUUACGACAAGAAUGGUAUCUCGCCUCAUAAUGGGGAGAAGGAUCUUCCACCCAGGUUCAAGAAAAUGGGUUUCGGAUCGGACCGGGAUCAGCCGCCUCUUCGGCCAUCAGCCAACUCAAUGAUGUUGAAGCCUAAGACUCCGUCAAGUUUGCCAAAAUCGGCGAUGCAGCGGCUUGAAGGCGGGAUGAUGCAGAACAUGAGCAGUCCUAAGGUUAUGAUGUCGCCCUCUGAACCAGCGGUUUUUAUCUCCAAGCAGAGCGGAGAUAAGAAAAGGCAGGAAAAGAAAAACCAGGGUCCUACCAGAGAUGAAGUAUUCAAGAAGAUUGAGGAGAUAUUAGAAAAGCUUGUGGAGACUGAGAGCACCAAUGAAGCGUUCACCACCUGGAAAGAAGGGGAUAUACCCAACAAGAUGGUUAAUAAUGCUCUCAUCCACUUCUUCAAGCAGGUUGUAAAGAUGGAGAAUAAGUCGACUCGAGACCUUUCACUCCAACUUGUUGAACAGCUCUGUGACAACGAAGUGGUGACACAGGUUCACUGCAAGGAGGGUUUAUCUCGUCUGAUUCAGUCCUACCCCACCCUGGAGAUGGCUGAGGGUGGAAUGGGAGAACUCUCUGUCUGGUCCAUCAAGUCAGAUAAAGUCAAGCUUGCUGACGUCGGAGAGAUGACUGAAGGAGGGUCAAGCUAUCCUCUCUUCUUCAAUGUCCUUCAGGGGCUAGCUACAGAUAGCGAGGAUGAACUAUUAGCUCUAUUCAAGGAUUCAGGUUUGAACCUUAUGGAACAGCUGCCCCAGGAUCAAAGAACUGAGUCUGGCUUAGGAGUUCUCCUGGAGGAAAUGAAGCUUAGCUUCCUUGUCCCUCUGCUUACCAUAAACACGGAGAUCUGGAAACAGUUGGAAACCAAUCCUGGUCCUGAGGAGUUUCUCGCCUGGAUCAAAACUAAAGUUCCGGCGGAACAUCAUUCCGACCCGGCAUUCGUCUUCGCUCUCAUGGGCAACAUUCUCAAGUUUAUUACAGAGAAGACAAAGUCGGUCGAGGACAACGUCCAGGAGGUCACAGAUCUGGAGAAAGAACUGAUCCUCAAGUAUCACGUGGUUCUGCAGACUUUCUUCAAGCGGUCAGCUGACCUCCAGUUGGUCGCAAUCUACGCUCUGCAGGUCUUCUGCUUUAACAACAAGUUCCCGAAGGGUUUGAUGCUGCGUUGGUUUGUUGCGCUCUACGAAGCUGAUAUUAUUGAGGAGCACUCAUUCCUCCGUUGGAAGGAAGAUGUCAAUGAUAUGUAUCAAGGAAAAGGGAAAGCCCUGUUUCAGGUGAAUCAAUGGCUGACCUGGCUGGAAGAAGCCGAGUCGGAAGAAGAAGAAGAAGAUGAAGAGUGAAAGAAAAAGGAGGAGUAGAUAAAGAAGAAAGAAAAUGAAAGAAAAAAUGAACUUAAGCUCCCCUGUGAAGUGACUUGAACUUUUCCCCUUCGAUUUCACAAUUUUCGCGCAUUUUCUUGUGUACACAGUGUACUCAUGUACACGUUGCAACCCCCUUGUGUACUAACUUGCUUGUAAAACGUGUAUGUUAGACCCGUAAACCUCACGGAUUGUUUUAGCCGAUUUGUUAUCAAUUUUCUAGGUACAAUAUUCAAUUUAAUUCUGUGGAAAAGUUAAUUAUUUUAAAAUUUUCGACAUACAAGGAUUGGGGUUUAUCCGCGAUCCCUGAUGUAUCUCAAUAAACUGAUGGUUAAGUAAA